GGUGCACAGUAUGCGACCAACUUUUGCUUCUGACAUCUCUCCCUAUAAUAAUGGGUAAACGAGGUGGGAGAAAGGGUGGCCGUGGCCGAGGAGGUGGCGGCGGUGGUCCUCGACAGGAUAACCGGACAAACAAAGCAGACAUCAAUCGACACAAUGACAAGUUCGAAGAAUACUACGACCAACUUGGUGUGGUACCGAAUGAAGAGCGGGAACAGUUCUGGUCGACCAUGAGAAGAGACUUGCCCAACAGUUUCCGAUUUACAGGUUCAAAGGCGCAUGCUCUAGCCGUACAGCAACGCCUGCGAGAAUACUACAUCCCCGAGAUCACAUCCAUCACAUACGAAGAUCGAUAUGUCGACGCUCCUCUACCGGUUGAGUGGUAUCCAGACCAGUUGGCCUGGUUCAUGACCACUCCCAAAAAUGUUGUCCGCCGAUUCCCACCGUUUGCAAAUUUCCAGAAGUUCCUGGUCGCGGAGACGGAUGUUGGCAAUAUCACACGUCAAGAAGUCGUUAGCAUGAUACCCCCUUUACUUAUGGAUCUCAAGCCUGGUAUGACAGUUCUCGACAUGUGUGCUGCUCCUGGCAGCAAAUCGGGGCAGCUGAUUGAGCUGAUCCAUGCUGGAGAAGAAGAAAGAAGCAAACAGGUUGCUUCGGCUACUGCUAAUGGUCAGGAGAAGCCGGAGGGCGAGGAUUUCGCAGACGAUGGCCGGUCCACGGGGCUGCUCAUAGCGAAUGAUGUUGACUAUAAACGAGCGCACAUGUUAGUCCACCAGGUGAAGCGAUUGAGCUCGCCGAACAUUAUCGUCACGAACCACGACGCGACGGUUUUUCCUUCCAUCAAGAUACCUUCUCCACCGGACCCGACAGGCAAGCUCGUUCAGAACAAAUACCUCAAGUUUGACCGCAUCCUAGCAGAUGUCCCUUGCUCCGGAGACGGCACAGCGCGAAAGAACAUGGACGUUUGGAAGAACUGGACACCCAGCAAUGGACUUGGUCUGCAUGCUACUCAGGUCCGCAUUCUGAUCAGAGCACUGCAGAUGCUCAAAGUGGGUGGGAGAGUGGUCUACUCGACAUGCAGUAUGAAUCCGGUUGAGGAUGAAGCAGUACUGGCGGAAGCUAUUACCCGCUGUGGAGGUCCGAAAUUCGUGGAGUUGCUGGAAACGAAAGACUAUCUUCCGGGACUCAAACGUUCGCCAGGUUUGAAGACGUGGAAUGUCAUGGACAAGGCUGGGCGUAUCUGGAACGACUAUGACUCUGUGCUCAAGCACAAGGCAGAUGCGGGUGAAGAUGUGAAAAUGGGACGGUUAUCAGAAAGCUGCUUCCCACUGACCGAGGAUCUGCACCUUGACCGGGCCAUGCGAGUAUUUCCUCAUGUACACGAUACCGGAGCCUUCUUCAUCGCCAUACUAGAGAAGAAAUCAGAAAUCAAAGCCAAGGUGGAGGAGAAGCCCGCCGCUACGUCAAAACUUGAAAAGUUGGAAGCGGCAGACUCCACAGGGACUUCGGUGCAGCUUGAAACAGCAGCCGAUGGAACGGUAGAGUCUGUUAAUGGCUCAACUCCCUCUGAGGCCGACUCCACAGGAAAGAGGAAGCGCACUGAAGAAGACGACGAGACUGGGCCUAUGAAGCGAGUUAGAAGCCAGCAAUCCCAGGAUUCUCCCGCAAAUGGAGUGAAACCGUCAUCCACUACGCCGACACAAAACGGUCAGGCUGUCACGCCGAGGCCCACGACACAAUCCUCACAACCUCCGAAAAGAAAGAACCGAGAUCAACCAUUCGAAGAACCCUUCAAAUACCUCUCGCCGACGAUCCCCGAACUCGCCCAGAUCAAGGAAUUCUACAACCUCUCCCCACGCUUCCCGCAGGAUAGAUACAUGGUGCGUAAUGCCCAAGGUACUCCAGCCAAGAACAUCUACUACACGAGUUCUCUUGCCAAAGACAUCCUGCAGGAAAACGAAGGCAAGGGCAUCAAAUUCGUCCAUGCCGGUGUCAAGAUGUUCGUCAAGCAGGAUGUACCGUCCCCGGAAGUCUGUCCAUGGCGCAUACAAACCGACGGUCUCCGUCUCCUCGAGACGUGGGUUGGUCCGGAGCGUGUUGUCAAACUCCACAAGAAAGAGACACUGCGCAAAUUGCUGAUCGAAAUGUUCCCACGGUUCAACGGCGAAGAGUACAAGAAUCUUGGCGAAGUCGGCAAACAGAUCCUCGAUAUGCCUAUGGGAUGCUGCGUGCUGAUCAUCGAGCCUAGCGAUAGUGAGGAAGGGCUGAGUGAGCGCAUGGUCUUUCCGUUAUGGAAGUCCCUGCAGAGUGUGAAUCUGAUGCUGCCCAAGGAGGAGCGAAAAGCGAUGCUUCUGCGGCUGUUCAAUGAUGACACCCCACUGGUCAAUUUGAGUAAAGGAUGGGUCGGACAGCAGAAGCAGAAUGGUGCUGCAAAGGGUGGUGAUGAUACGAUCGAUGUGCUUGACAAGAAGGUCGACGAACAGCUCGAAGGGAGUGCGGAGCCGUUGAAGCGGCGAAACAGUAGCUCGCCUGAGCCACGGCAAGAGGCGGAUGACGACGAGGACGGCGGCGUUGAUAUUGCUGCUGAAUGAAGCACGACGUUGAUAUUUGACGGACGUGCUUCAUCUCUGUCGAUGUCAUAGUUGAGCCAGGCAGGUCAUGGGGGAUCCGACCAGCCCUGGAAACAUCUCAGAACAGCCAAAGUGGCAAUCGGCGUCCACACCAUGUUGCAUGACGAGAUGGAUGGAUGUAGAAACGAUCUGCGGGUGAACUUGAACUUUGACCUUGACGAGCUUCCAUCCUCAUUCCAGAUUCUAGGGGAGAGAAAGCAUCCAAGCUCGUAAACCACAACUUCCUGCCCAAAAAGGGAAAAGAAGAUAAUGAAUGAGAUCUGUU
Messenger RNA from Exophiala xenobiotica, 2892 nucleotides. RefSeq lists its product as uncharacterized. The record is from RefSeq and is a predicted model, not a curated record. The transcript is spliced from 2 exons. Gene Ontology annotation, cellular component: nucleus; cytoplasm. Gene Ontology annotation, biological process: tRNA methylation. Lineage: Eukaryota; Fungi; Ascomycota; Eurotiomycetes; Chaetothyriales; Herpotrichiellaceae. Bases 51 to 2588 code for a protein of 845 amino acids. Gene Ontology annotation, molecular function: tRNA (cytidine-N5)-methyltransferase activity; tRNA binding.